CUUGUACUUACUAGACGAAUAUUAUGAUGAUUAUAAACAUUUUCUAUAUACCUGCAAUAUGUUGCGCCUUAAACAUCGCAACCUCAGCUGACACCUUCGUAUCCAUAACAUCCAUCAGAUCAAAACGCGCAAUAAAUUCCAAUCAUGAUGUUCGUGAUAACCAGGAGCGACUCAGAGGAACUACAUCAAGAAUCGCGUUGCCGCAGGAUAUCACCACGAGAUCAUUGUCUAAUUAUAGAAGCGCCAAGGCACCGGAACCACAGAAAAUUUCUUACAUCAAUUCAAAUCAAGAAUCUUCUCACGCAUAUGGCAGUGUACCAAAGCAGCCGCUUUCUUCUUAUGUUCCUUUGCCUAUUCAUCAGACUAAAUAUUAUCAGAAUAGUCCGUCUGUUCCGUAUUUAAAUAUAUUGAACAAUUCCAAUUUAUACAAGACUGCAACGAGCACCGAGAAACCGUUAGAUGCAUCCAAACCGACUGUAUCGCAAUCACAUCAAAAAUUGCAAGGCAUUUACUCGCCCAAUGCAUUCCAUCAAGAUAAAUCUAUUGAAUUCUCGGGCUUCUCCGAUUUUGAAUAUCCUUCAUAUGCGAGUAUCGGUAAGCUUAUCUCCCAGGAUGUGCAGAACGGUGCUUCAUCUCCCAUUGUACAAGUGCCAGUGUACAAAACAAAUUAUCCUCUGUCAAAAGACACACACGGAUAUACAUUGAGCUUUCCAACGGCAUCAAGUGCUUCUCCAUCGUCGGAUAAAAUGACGCAGAGCUCUAAGCAGAAAGAUGAAGCUACUGUAGAUGUGAAUGGUAAGAAGAUUUCAGUCCCGAUCAUUCAAUUUCAGAGUAAUGCGGACUUCUCUGAAGUUUUGCCCGUCUCCGAGAGUCAGCCGUUCUUUCUAAGCGCAAACUAUCCGACCGAAUCGGAUUUGGCAUUUAACUUUGGAACUAGGCCAAAGCUCAACAUGGCUCUUCAAUCGAGAAACUUUUCACCAUUUUUGUCGCCUGUGUCGAGCUUUCAAGGUCAGAUUGUGCCAAUUCAAACGGCUAACAGUAGUCCGCAAUUUCCGCAGUAUAAAGGCGCCAGCGUAGAAGUUUACGCAGUUCCAAAUAAUGUUCCUAAAGUGCAAGGCAGUUACGAGUCCCUUUAUAAUCAACCACAGUUACACUUUGGCCAGGAACAUAGUUAUAAUGUGCAACCUAUUAACGUGCAGCAAAAUAUUAUGCAUCCUUCCGUGUCAACGGAGGGUAUUUUAAACGAUGUAGAAAUUAUCAAUAAAAAAAAUCCGGAGCCGCAUACACCUCAAUCUGAUGAUGACAAGGAUGAUGAUAGGGAGGAUGAAAGAUAUAAAAAUCCAGAGAAGGAAGAUGAACAUAGUUCUGAAGAUGAUAAUGCCGAGCAUCAACCGGGAAAGUAUUUCAAGGAGCCACCGACACAAAGUGAUUUUAAACCUUCGACAUCUUAUCCCUUCAAAGAGUAUGACGAGAGAUUUGGAAAGUAUAAAGCACAAACUGAUGACGAUGACUUUGAAGAUAAGCCAUAUUCGAGCUAUAAGGAGGAUUCAGCGGACGAUAAUGAAGAGAAAGAAGACCCAUCAUCAGAAUAUCAUACUGAAUACAAUGAUUCCCCAGAAUCAUCGCAUGAAUCGUAUGAAGAAGAGGAUGAAGAAAAAGAAGAAAGCAUUAAACAACGCGAAGAAGCCGAUGCAAAUUCUGACGAAGUGGAACCCAAACAAUAUAAAUAUUACGGAAAAGAUUUAGAGCAGGAAUUUGAAGAAUCUUAUCGGGAAGAGCUUCCAAAACACAAAUAUGUGCAUGUGAAAGAAGUGCCAGAAAUAGAUAGCUAUAAUAAUCCGAUAUCUUCUAAACAACAAAAAAAUAAUAAUCGGUUUCAUAUAAAUCACGAGCAAUUUGAAGAAUCGACAAGUCAAGCACCCCGGGUGUCCCGUAAGAAUCGCAAAAUACCAAAGCAAGCAGGUUAUAAAGAUAACGCAGCUUAUAGUUCAGAUAUUUUUGUUAAAAAGAAGCCGAAAGUGAUUCAUAAAGAAUUGUUUGGAUACAAGAAUCCCGAGAUCGAAGAGUUUUCUAAGCAGUCGAAAACUAAAGCUGUUGCGAUUGAAACGCCUAUUAAAAAAGAAGACAGUUAUAUUCGUGCUGCUAACAAUAAGUAUUACAAAUUUAAAAAUCCUAAAAUUGGUAGCAAACUUGCUCUCGAAAAUAAAGAUUCCUUUUUGAUAAAUACUCGGAAAUCAGCUAAAUAUUUGCCCGAGGAAGUGAUUAAAUCGAAUGUGAAGCAAUUGUCAAAUCCAAGCAAUAUAGUUUUUUCUUACGGAGGCCAAAUUUUCUCACAAAUGCAGGAAUUUAGAGAGAUCUAACAAUCUAAGCGAUGAUGUAAUCAAAUAUUAAGCUGAGAAAUAAGCUGAGAUACAUAUGGAAUGUGAAAAUCUAGAUUUUUGUAUUUUGUUGGAGAAGAUCAAAUAUUUUAUACAUCAAACAUUUGUUAAUGUAUAAUUACUGCUAUUAUUUCAUUAAUUUAUACAAUAAUUAUCAUACUUCUAUGUUUUUAAAACGUAUUGUAAUUUUAUUUUAUAUAUAUUUUGUUUUCUCUAAUUACAAUAUUUUUUUACAAUUAAUUUACACACAUAUAUAUGUAUCAUUAAUUUAUUUCAUAAGAAAUCAAUUAUUACAAAUUAAUUAAAAUUAUAUAAUUAGUGUUAUAAAAUUAAU
Molecule: messenger RNA, 2712 nt
Organism: Cataglyphis hispanica
Lineage: Eukaryota; Metazoa; Arthropoda; Insecta; Hymenoptera; Formicidae
Exons: 4
Coding region: 24-2360 (778 amino acids)
Source: RefSeq, a predicted model, not a curated record